This is a messenger RNA of Ceratitis capitata (Mediterranean fruit fly), 2394 nucleotides long. It is a transcript of the gene GCC88, whose product is annotated as GRIP and coiled-coil domain-containing protein 1. The record is from RefSeq and is a predicted model, not a curated record. NCBI's taxonomy places the organism in Eukaryota, Metazoa, Arthropoda, Insecta, Diptera, Tephritidae. Gene Ontology annotation, cellular component: Golgi apparatus. The transcript is spliced from 2 exons. The coding region runs from base 119 to 2263 and encodes 714 amino acids.
AAUAUGCCGUUCUUGUGAAUUCCCUAACAGUCAGAUGUUUUAUGUCGACGUAAACCUUUUCUUUAUCAAUUUUUAAUUGGGAAAAUGAAUAUCGGAUUUCUAAAUAAUCUGUGAUACAAUGGAGCGAACCAAACGUGACCUAGAGACUUUAGUGUCUUCACAAAAGGAGCAGUUAGUUAGAUACGAAAAGCGUUUAAAAGAUGUAGUCACCGCUUACAAAGGCCUACUAAAAGAAAAGGAAGCUCUCGAAUCGUCUUUAGCUGCAUUAACGUCUCCGAAUGAAAAAAAUAACGAAAAAUCCGAUGUUAAUCAUGUCCCUACCGGUCAGAUGCCCGAAACUGCUAAGAGCUCUAAAAAUGCCCUCGCUACAAAUGUAUCAGUAGAAACUGAUUCAAGCAGUUUAGCGGAUGAAAAACAACAAAUGCAAACUCAAAUUAUGACGUUGAUGAAUUCACUUGCGACUUUAUCAGCAGAAAAGUCUCGAAUGGAAGCCUCCUUUCAAGCAGAUAAAAAAGCUUUACGAAAUCAGCUAACACUAAAGGAUCAAAAUAUAGCUGAUCUAAGAAAAGUUAUUAAAGAAAAUGAAGAUAAAGCUAGAGUACAUUUAGAUGAAAUGAAGGCUAAAUUAAUAAUAGAGUGUCAGGAGCGUGAAAAAGAAACUAAUAAUCAGAUGAUUAUGAUACGAGAAUUGCAAAAACUUUAUGCUGAUGAAAGACAUCUAAAAGAAAAUAUUGAAAUGCAAUUAAAUAACUUCAAAACACAAUUUGCCAGUAGUGACAACGAAAAUGCGCGAGUUCGUGACCUGCUAGCUCAACUUAACGAGUGUAAGGCACAGCUGAAGCAAAUACAAGCUAACGGCAUUGGAAAGCAAGAAGGUAAUAGAAAUAUUGAUGAUUCAGUUGAUAAUAUUGCAAUAAUAAGGCAAGUACAACAGCAAAUGCAACAACUUAAGGAACAGCACGCCGUUGCUAUAAAAAAUGAAAAAGAAAGGGUAUUACAAGCAGAAGAGUUAAGUCGCCGUCAAGCUGCAUUACACGAGGAUCGCGUUGCUAAUUUAGAGGCACGCUUGGCCGAACUAAGCAAUACUGUUGGAAAUUAUGAUAGAUUAAGACAGCAAGACCAAGAAAACAUUCAUACACUCCGAAAAAAACUGCAGGACCUUGAGCAUAACUCGGAAUCUUUGUCAAACUUCUCGAGUGUCAAUAUCACUAAUCCCGAAAAACUGCAUCGAAGGCUAAGCAACUCUAAACACGACAUAACUACAAUUGUUGAUGAGAUUCUUCGCUUGAAGAAGAUUAUUUUGGCAGAAAAUUCUUGCAACACCAACCCUGUAGAUUUAAGCAAAGUAUUUUCUAUUGUAGCAGAUCACGAACAGUGUCACGAAGAAUUAGCAAGUUUGCAACAACAAUACAAUUCUUGCAAGUCGGAAGUAAUGCAGUAUCAAGAGCGUUUGCAGGCCCAAAAAACUCAUAUAGCUACCCUACAAGAAAAGGUAAAGGUGCUGAAUCGCAAUAUCGAUGAACAAGAAAUAGAGUUGAAAAAUCAAGCAGAAAAGCUAAGACACGCAGUCAAGGAAGAACGUAUUAAAUGGAGAAAUAAAUUGAGUGAGUUGGAAAAUGAGACCCGGUGCAAAGUUGUUGACUUGGAACAACAAUUGCAAAAACAACGGCAGCGCUCCUUGCAUCUGCUUGAUGAAAAAGAACAAGAAAUCAAAACUUUACAAACAUCAUUCGAGGUUUUCCAUACUGCCACACUUCCGCCUAUGCCAACUGAUAUACAUUCUGAGCAGAAUGUAACUUCAGCUUCUGAUGCUGAAAGUAACGAUGGAGUUGGUGCAGCAUGUAGCCAGACACAGUCCACAGGUACGAAAAUCUCAAUUAAAUCUAAGAAGUUGUCGGUAGGUGAAAACUGUCACAUGUUACACUAUGCCAAUGAAUUAGCCCGUAAGGACAUCGAGAUAGCUGGAUUGCGCAAGACUAAAUACUCCGCAGAGUCAGCACUGCGUAAAGCUAUACAGGAGAAGGUGAAUGCACAGGAGGAGCUUGGCGAUAAAAUUGCAUUGCUGGAGGAGGAAGUGGACAGAUUAGAACGUUGCAAAACUCGCGAAGGAGCCAAUCUAGAGUAUUUGAAAAACGUGAUAAUUAGUUUUAUUGUAACGCGCGAUCCCGAUGGUAAACGUCAUAUGCUGAAUGCUAUUAGUGCUGUACUCCAGUUCACGCCGACUGAAAUGCAGACAAUUAAUAAUGCAUUCCAUAAAAAGUAAAAUUCUUUGUUAUAUAUUUUGUAUACAUACGUUUUAUGUAUAUAUAUUAAAUUUUACCAAAAAGGAAUUUAUUUAACAGUAUCAACAACUGAAACAAGCAAAGUUUUAAUAAAUAUUAUAAUGCACUUGAA